AAUUAACUGAAGACAAAAUGGCGGCUGGCGUGGAGGAUAUACCUGUAGUGAAGCAUUCUGUCCACACUUUGAUAUUCCGCUCCUUGAAAAGGACACACGACAUGUUCCUUUCUGAGGAAGGACAUCCGAUGCAAGAAGAUCCUAAGGCGCUGAGGAUUAAGAUUGCUUCUAAAAUUGAAGACGAACACAAAAUUGUUAAAGAUAUGCCUCCGCCUACUGAAGCAGUUAGUAAAGCGACUGCUAAAAUCCUGCCAGGAAAAACCACAUUGCCUCAAGAACAAGUUAAAGUGUUGACUGGCCACGCCUACCCAUCAGCUCCCGGCGUUGAAUUGAGUUCAGGUACAGCUGCAACUCACAGACCACUGAGUAAGGAAGGGAUACAUAAUGUGAUUGAAGAAGUGACCAAUCAAAAGAGAGAUACUCCGACUGGUGCUUCACUGGCUGACAUACAUACUGGUAGAUCAGAUUCACAAGCGGUUGUAUUAAGUGCUGGUACUAAACAGCUGGUGCCUCGUAAAGCUCCAGUCUCCAUAAAGCCACAGUGGCACCCACCAUGGAAACUAAUGAGAGUUAUCAGUGGUCACCUAGGUUGGGUCAGAUCAAUAUCUGUUGAUCCAAGUAAUGAAUGGUUUGCUACUGGGAGUGGAGAUAGAACUAUCAAGCUGUGGGAGUUGUCCAGUGGUCGUUUAAAGCUCACCCUAACUGGUCACAUUAGCUCAGUGCGAGGUCUUGCAGUGUCACCACGACAACCUUACCUCUUCAGCUGUGGCGAGGAUAAACUAGUCAAGUGCUGGGACCUUGAACAAAACAAAGUGAUUAGACAUUAUCAUGGUCAUUUGAGUGGAGUAUAUUGUAUCUCGUUACAUCCAACAAUUGAUGUACUAGUGACAGCUGGGAGAGACGCUUCAGCUAGGGUUUGGGACAUGAGGACCAAAGCUUGCAUUCAUACAUUGAGUGGUCAUACCAACACAAUAGCAUCUUUAUUCACUCAGGGGGUGGAGCCUCAGAUUGUGACAGGGAGCCAUGACUCUACCAUAAGAUUUUGGGAUUUAGCAGCUGGAAAGACGACCUGCAUAUUGACGCAUCAUAAGAAAUCAGUUAGAGCUAUGGUCAACCAUCCAGAAGAGUUCACUUUUGCCUCUGCCUCUCCUGAUAACAUUAAACAGUGGAAGUUCCCUGAUGGGACUUUCCUACAGAAUCUCUCCGGCCAUCAAUCAAUAAUUAAUACUUUAUCAGCUAACUCCGACAAUGUGUUAAUGUCUGGAGCUGAUAACGGUACUAUGCAGUUCUGGGACUGGAGAAGUGGUUAUUGUUUCCAGAAGCUCCAGUCUCUGGCCCAGCCUGGAUCCCUGGACAGCGAGACUGGGAUAUUUGCUUCGUCUUUUGACAUGAGCGGCUGCAGAUUGAUCACUGGAGAAGCUGACAAGACAAUCAAAAUAUACAAAGAAGAUGAGACAGCUACUGAAGAGACACAUCCUGUUGAAUGGAAGCCGCAAAUUUUACGAAAGAAAAGAUUCUAAAUUUUAAAAACUUUCAUUUUCACUAAAACAAUGUUAUUAUUGUCAUUG
This is a messenger RNA of Amphimedon queenslandica, 1568 nucleotides long. Its product is annotated as pleiotropic regulator 1-like. The transcript is spliced from 14 exons. The record is from RefSeq and is a predicted model, not a curated record. Bases 18 to 1520 code for a protein of 500 amino acids. Gene Ontology annotation, molecular function: protein binding. Gene Ontology annotation, biological process: mRNA splicing, via spliceosome. Gene Ontology annotation, cellular component: precatalytic spliceosome; Prp19 complex; catalytic step 2 spliceosome. Lineage: Eukaryota; Metazoa; Porifera; Demospongiae; Haplosclerida; Niphatidae.